Molecule: messenger RNA, 804 nt
Organism: Mytilus californianus (California mussel)
Lineage: Eukaryota; Metazoa; Mollusca; Bivalvia; Mytilida; Mytilidae
Product: nuclear receptor-binding factor 2-like
Exons: 3
Coding region: 21-770 (249 amino acids)
Biological process (GO): autophagy
Source: RefSeq, a predicted model, not a curated record
UAUCCGGGAACAGAUUUACCAUGGACAGUCCACUAAAUCAGGCUCAUCAGCAGAGUAGAAAGGCAGAUAUGAUGUUGAAGUGUAAAAAGUUUGAAGAGGCAAUGGUUUGUCACAGAAGAGCUGCAGACUACUUGUUAGAAGCUUUACAGACCACAAACUCUGAGUUAGCCAAAGAGUCUAUCUACCACCAACACCAGUAUCACCUUAGACAACAGGAUAAUCUUCAACAUAAAAUAGACAGAGAGGAACGCAUUCAGUACAAUAAAACUAUUACCCCACUGAUUAGACAUAACCAAAGUACACAAACUGAUAAGGAAGUCAAUGAUGAGGCAGUACUACAUGCCAUGUCUGACACGGAUUCUGUACUAGGGUUUCUCGUCAAUAGAAAUAAAACAUUUAGUGAUCCAAGGAAUAAAGAGUUAACUGUGCAUUUUAGAACAGAGAAACAAAAUAUAACACACAGUAUAACAAAAAUUCCCAGAGAUGAUAAAGAUAUUCUGGAAGAAAUGUAUGUAAAAAAUCAGGAACUAGAGAAACAAGUUAUUCAGCUCAGUAAAGAGGUGAUGGAUCUGAGAGGAGAAAAGAAACUUUUACAUGAUAACUUAAAAUUGAUCGAAUCAGAUGGUAAAGACAUGUUUGAUAUGGGAGAGGGAUCGUGUAUACCUGAUCUUAUGCUGCCUCCACUUGAAAUGCCUCAGUUUGACCUUGAUUCAUUGAAAAGUCAAACUGAGACUGAUACUGAAACACUUACACUAUUCAGCAAUGAUUAAUAUAUCCUAUAAUGAAUAAAAAUAGUUUUUUAAA